Messenger RNA from Stegodyphus dumicola, 3734 nucleotides. RefSeq names its product protein TRC8 homolog. Gene Ontology annotation, biological process: proteasome-mediated ubiquitin-dependent protein catabolic process; ERAD pathway. Gene Ontology annotation, molecular function: ubiquitin protein ligase activity. NCBI's taxonomy places the organism in Eukaryota, Metazoa, Arthropoda, Arachnida, Araneae, Eresidae. The record is from RefSeq and is a predicted model, not a curated record. Gene Ontology annotation, cellular component: endomembrane system.
UUUUGAAUAUUGCUAAAUGUGUACGCCGGUAUUAAGAGUUUUAUUCUGUAAUUUUUAGUAAUUUUGUGCCGUCGAGAACUGUAUAAGAAAAUGGAGAUUUUUGAUCGGAAUUUUAUGAAUUUAUUUAAUAUUAUAUCUAGAGUGUGUCUUUUGUACGUAAUGGAAGUUAUUUGUAAAUCGAAAUAUUGUUUCUACGUGGACGGCUGGAAUUUAGCAUCUAAACUUUUGCUUGUGCUUGCAGCUGUAUGUACAGGGAGAAAAUUGAACUUGGAAAGUUUCUUCAAUUUUGAAGCUUCUACAUAUUUUAUUUUACACAUAAUAGAUAAUUUUAAGAGGUUUUUGGAUGCUGUUAAGGAAUUUUGUGUGCCACAGACUGAAGAUGAACAAAUUUCUAAAUAAGGGAUGUUUUUGGUUUUCAUCAUGGCAAUACAGCCGGUGCAGCAUCUUUUGUCAGUAUACCUUUGGAUUGCUGCUGCUGGUAUUACAAUAUGGUCUUACAUCUUAAAUGAAGAAUAUGCUAAAUUUUGCCUUGAGCUGCUGAGAGAAAAUUCAAGCUUGCAAAAUGAGAUGUUUAUUUUUAAUAGAAAGGCUCUUCAGAUUUUUUUUUUCAAUUAUGUGUCACAGACAUUUUUAGCUAUAGGAUUUUGUUUUUCAGCUAGGAAUUUACCAAAUUUUCCUCCAAGGCAGUUUUUUGUUGGUGUGUUAUUUAUAGUCCCAACAUUAAUAAAUGCAGUAUUACCUCAUGAAGAACUAAUAAAUAUGUUACCAAUUGUGAUUGCUAUAGUAACAUUUUCAGAUUUAUCAUCAUAUGCAGUGAGAUAUCUCACUAGAAUACCUAAUUUUUUAUGGAUGUAUAUAACUUCACGGAGUCUUUCUUCCCAUGCCAGUGAAAUUUUAUAUUCAUUUGAAACGAAUUUAAGAAAUUUUGAAGUAUUUCAAGUAUUACAAGCAUUUGGUGCAAGUCAUCUAGUCAAAGACAUUACCUUUCUAGUGUAUGAUAAUAUUUUCACUGACUAUUAUGAACAUGGAAUUUUAUCAUUCAGUACAAAUCAACUUCUAUAUAUUUUUAAACAUCUUGUCAUCAAGAGCUGUGAUAAUAUAAUAGCAGCUUGUGGAACUGUAUCUUUUCUGACUUUACUUGUGGACAGCUUAGUUUAUAAGCCAGUUUUAAAAUUUAUUAUUGUGCCUCAAUAUGAAAAUAGCAUAUCACGUAAGCUUUUGAUAUUGUUUAUAAUGUUGAGCAUACAAUUAGGUAUUACAAAUUUGGAAUCGGAGCUACGUUUCAGUUCGGUAGCACAUGUGAGUUUGAUGAUGGUUUUAUUUGCCUUGAAUGAAAUUCGUGAAAAAAUAUGUGAUCUAUUGCAGUCUUUGAGUGUAAUGGGAAAUUCAUCUUAUAGUAGACAUGUAAGGGUAUUAAUUUCUACUUUCAUUAUUAUCUUAAUUUGCUUGUCAGGGUUAAUAUACAUGUUUCAAAAAUAUGAACAUUAUGUUUUAGUUCAUCCUAUAAUACUUAGUACUGAAAUCAUUGUUUCACUUUUCAUAUCUGUGGUAAUUCAUAUUUUAAAUUUGAUCAAUCUUCAUAGUCAUACAGGAUGGUAUGAAAUUUAUGACUAUAUUUUUUAUCUAGAAAGUACAAAAACUGUACUGAAAAUUAUACUUGCAAAGGUCUUACUUGUGUGUGCAGCUUAUUCACUUUAUGACUCGGGUGGUAUUUUACGCAUGUUAUACAUUUGUGCUCAUUUUUAUCACCAUGUCUGGUGUGUAUUGAUUGAUUUUUGGAAUACUCUGAAAAAAAGACGUACUAUUUCUCGCUGUGUUACUUCUCUUCCAAAGGCAUCUGAAGAGGAAAUAGUUUUUAUGGGUGGUGUAUGUGCCAUAUGUUAUGAUGAUCUUAGAAAGGUGGUUUCUCAUAUUACUAGGUGCAAUCAUUUUUUUCAUGGUUAUUGUUUGAGAAAAUGGUUAGAUGAACGUAAUAUAUGUCCUAUAUGUCAUCGUGUAAUUUUAUUUUUUGAGCAACAAAGUAGGAGUAGUAUACAACGUGCAUUUCAUAUGCAUGAGGAUUAAGCACACUGCUGUUUUUUAAAAUAAAAAAUUCAUAUUUACAUCAGUUAUUUCUUAAAUGAACAAUUUUGUGACAAAUAUAGUAUUCAGUAAUUUUUCUCUUUGAAUUUUUUUGCAGAUAACUCAGUUUUCAUAAAGUAAUUUAAAUGAAAAAGCUUUUAAGUUAGUGCAUUUGAAAAAUACUUAAAUCACAGAUAAGGAAUUUGUCAUCCUUUGGUGAUACAUAGUGUGUUGAAAAAUGAUAUUGCAGUUUCUUUAUUGAUUUUAUAUCAGUAAAUUUAAAGAGCCCAUAAAUUAUUUACUUCUCUAAUCAUCAUUUCUUGAAAAUGAAAAAGCAGUUAUUAAAAUCUUUAAUUUUUUUUACUUAAAUUUGCAAAGAUUAUGCUCUUAAGAUCAUCAUUAUUAACAUUUGACUGGAUGUCCUGUUCAGCUUAAUUUCAACAUCCUGAAUACAAACUCGUGAAAUAUCAUUAAGAUAAUAAAUAAUCUAUGCAUUGUAAUUAAACUAAUUCAUUUAUUAACUUUUAUAUGAUAGCCUUCCACAUUAUUUUGGUUAGAUAAAAUAUGAGGAAAUGUUUGCAAGAAUCUAAUCUGUAUUUUCUUUUGUAUAAAUUUUCAUAGUAUGAAAUAAUAUGUAGCAUGAAAAUAAUGUACAAAUGUUAGAGAUACAACUGUAAGCUGCAUUAUGAUAUAUGUAUACCUAAAGUAUGUUUGAUGUAAAUUACAGAAAGUUAAAGAGCUAUUUUGAAAGAAAUUUACACGUAUUAAGUAGUUCCGAAAGUAGUAAAAUGUGUUGGCACCAUCAGGUCCUCUUUAUAAAAUUUCAGUCACAUUACGCAUUAACAUUAGAAUAUCAUAACUCAGGCAAAAUAACUUUUUAUAUAACUUUUUUUAAAGAAAUUUUGCAUCGUUUCAAUUUUAAAAUGUGCAGAAUUUCUUUGGAAAAUAUAAUUGUUGUUAAGUAGAUUAAUUGAAUGUGUUUAUACUCACAAUAAAGCUGUAAACAGUUUUACUACUUUUAUAAAUUUUAGUACAUGUAAGGUAGUGUAGAACUGUGUUUGUUUAGAUUAUGAGUAUACUUAUGGUUUGAAUUAAUGAAAUAAAUGAUAUUUUGUGGAUAAAAGACUUACACAAUUUCUAUUUAUUUUGAAGAGAAUGAGUGAUUUAUUAUGUAAGAUAAAAGGCAAUUACUUCUGUUUCAGACCUUGUUUAAUUAAAGAAUAGCUACCAACAAUUCAAAUGCAAUGAAAAUUUAAGUUAGAUUCAAAAUUUAUUUCAGAUUAGAUGUGUACAUUAGAACUUUGAACGCUGGAAUAUUAAAAGUUAUGCUUUCAAAAUUUUCAAGUUUGUUAUUUAUGUGUAUUGUUUUGUUUAAUUUUUUAUGCUUGUUCUUUAUGUGUAUUGUUUAACUUUAAUAUUUUUAUGUUUGUUUUCUAUGAUUUUAGUUUAUUAUAAGCUGUGGACUUUUUAAGUAUAUGUGUUAUACAAUAAUUUACAUUUUUAAGUGUAUGUGUUGCACUGCUCUUAAAUGAAUGCAGUUUAGUCAGAAAAAUUGUUUCAUUUUAAACUGAGAAUUUUUUUAUGUAUAGUACAACUGUGAACACUUAACAUUAAAUACAAGGUGGUUCAAAAUUAUUGAAUGCAUUUCAUGUUUGAAAAAAAAAAAAAAAAAA